CGACGCUGACCAGAAGAAACCGUGAGUCGAACUUUCCCUCCGCCGUCCCUUCCACGAGCUUUACCGGCCCUUGCUACCGACGGUGCUUCUCAAGGCCAUCUGGCCAUCGGGCUCUUUACUGUUCAUUUAACAGAAGGACUAAACUUCUUUGAUCUUAUGUUUGCCACAUCUCUGUUUUUGGAGUCGGGCACCUUUUUCUGUUCGUCCUGUUCCAUCGUCGAUUACUUACUUUGGACUAUGCAAUCGAUUCGUCUUGAGCUGAAUCUGCGCAGAGCAAUCCGGUCCAAAGAGCUUCUAGCACUUGCAAUCGAUCCUCGUUCGAAUUCUAGCCGUCCUUCUUGAUCGCGCCGACCUGCAUAGACCGUCCUCCGGUAUGGAAUUCGCCGUUUCGCUUGUCUCUUCACUUGUCGUAGAAGGCGGAAAGUUUGUUCUCCAUUCCAUCACUUCCAAGAUGAGGAGGUGCUGGCGUGGAGAAACGAUUGGAGAUGCCACUGAUCCUCCUGUAAGGGUGGCUGAGCAUAUUCCCUGCCCUUCGAUCAGAGACCACACGACUUCAUCGGAAACGAUGGCUCGUGUUCUGGAAUUAUUACGCGAAGAUGAAGUGCGGCGAGUCGGAAUAUGGGGGAUGGGAGGAGUGGGAAAGAGCUACCUGGUAAAGAACCUAAACAACAAGCUCAGCAGCACUUCGUCGUCGUCGCGGCAGCCUUUCAGCUUGGUUAUCUGGGCGACGGUUUCGAAAACUACCUCGUUGUCGCAGCUGGAUGUGAAGAAUCUGCAGAACAAGAUAGCCAAUCGGUUGAACUUGAAGGAGGAGAAAACCAUGGAAGGGACAGCCAUACAGAUUUGGCAAAGGCUUAUGAGGGAAAAAUUUCUUCUCAUUCUUGACGACGUAUGGGAACACAUCGACUUGGAUCGUGUCGGCAUCCCCCGACCGGAAAACCAUUUGGGGUCUAAGAUCAUACUGACAUCGCGGUCCUUGAAUGUAUGUCGAACAAUGAUGACCGAUGUUGAGGUUAAGGUUGAAGUCUUGACGGAUGAAGAAACGUGGGAAUUAUUUAAGGAACAUGCCGGAGAAGUAGCUGAUUUGCAGAGCAUCAAGCCAUUAGCAGGAACUGUCUGCAAAGCAUGCGGGAAGCUGCCACUGGCUCUCAUCACCGUGGGUUCGGCGAUGAGACGGAAGACGCAGGUUGGCCUGUGGGAGGAUGCUAUAGAUGAGUUGAGAAUGUCGAGACCUUCUAUUCACGGUAUAGAGCCCAACUUGUACAGCUCACUGAAAUUGAGCUACGACUCGCUACAGAACGAAAAACUCAAAUCUUGCUUUCUGUAUUGCUGCCUGUAUCCGGAGGACCACUCCAUUCUCAUAAGCGAACUGGCCGAAUGCUGGUGGGCCGAAGGUCUGAUCGGCGAACAACUUGCCUAGCAUGCUGCGCUAAACAGGGGAAUCGCCUUGAUCGAGAGCUUGAAAGACUCGUGUUUGCUGGAGACCGGCGAUUCCGACAAUAGCAUAAAGAUGCACGGCGUGGUUCGCGACGUUGCGAUUUGGAUCGUGACAUGCGCAGGUCCAGAGUCCAAGUUUCUCGUUCGAGCUAAUGUCAGAGUGAUCAGACUUUCGGAGGUCGAGUUGCAAAGAAACCUGGAAAGGGUUUCUCUGAUGAGGAACAGCAUAAAGGAGUUGUCUGAUCAGGAGAUAGAGUGUCCUAAAGUGAUAUCUAUGUUCCUUCAAUACAACCCCUCCCUACAAGAGAUUCCAGAGAACUUUCUGCGAGGAUUCGGAGCUUUGAAAGUAAUGAAUUUGGGAGGAACCCAGAUAAGGUCACUACCCGUUUCUCUCCUCAGCCUACGAGAUCUUCGCGCUCUGCUUCUGAGGAGCUGUAACCAUCUCGAAGAGUUGCCGCCGUUGGGAAGUCUUACCAAUCUCAAUAUACUCGAUCUCCAUGACACGAGUAUCAAGCAAUUGCCGGAAGGGAUGGAUCAACUCACAAACCUGAGGAAGUUGGAUCUGUCGUACACACUCAACUUGGAAUUCGUUCUAGCAGAAACAGUUUCUAAGCUGACUUCCUUGGAAUUCCUAGACAUGACAGAAAGCAGUUACCGCUGGUUCAUCAAGCAAAGACCUCCGCUGCUCUACUUUGAGAUUUACUUGCAAGAGCGCCACACGGAGCAAAGGGCGGCACUGGAGGAUUUACAGUCUUUGCAAAGGUUAUCUGUCCUAUGUCUAUGCUUGCACGAUACAGCGAAGGCGUUUGAACAAUGCGAUGUUUAUUGGAUCCAAAGGCUGAAAACGUUUCGCUGCUCGAUGGGACUGACGCAUUCGCCGCACGACAUACCAAGGCCAAUGGAAAGAGACCUCUCAGGAGACAGUACAGAAUGGUUCAUAUCUCACGCGACUUCUCUAGCCUUCGAUAAUUGUUGCAACCUUCACGAGGUUCUGGAAAACCUCGUCGUAAACCGAGUGGAUUGUUUUGCUAGUAUGAAGAUAUUGACUCUCAAAGAUGCCGUGUUGAACGAAGGAAGCAACGCCAAGUUCGACCUACUACCGAAUUUGGAAGAGCUGUAUCUUGAUAACAUCGGGAAGAUAAAGAGCCUAUCGGUGUUAGCCGAUUGCUUGGGGUUGAGGUUUCCCAAAUUGGAAGCUUUGGUGGUAACUGGGUGCGACAAAUUGGAGAAUCUGUUCUUCUUUGGGGAUCGGAUCACAAGCCUGCCCAAACUGAGCAAAAUCAAGGUAGACACUUGUGUCCAUCUGAAUGAACUCUUCCAAUACGUCCCAGGAAGUGCGAAAGAACAUGCUGCUGUUCCUAACCUGCAGGCGGCACAUUUGAGCGGGCUGCCCCGAUUACAGCGCCUCUGCAGGAGAGAGGAGUCGUGGCAGAGGCUCGAGCAACUCGAGGUCACGCGCUGCCCUUCGCUCAAGAAGUUGCCAUUCAGGACCGUGAAUGGCAACUCGAUAAAGGAGAUUAGAGGUGAUGCACAUUGGUGGAGCGAAGUUCAUUGGGAUACUGAUGAUAUCAAGUUGUACUUCGACCGGCAUUUCAAAGAGAUGCUUGCGAACCUUGGCGUGUGAAUUGGUCGGACAAAGGUCGGCAUCUCAUGUUCAUUUGUACCAGAAAACUGCUGACUGAU
Rhodamnia argentea is the source of this 3120-nucleotide messenger RNA. RefSeq names its product disease resistance protein At4g27190-like. NCBI's taxonomy places the organism in Eukaryota, Viridiplantae, Streptophyta, Magnoliopsida, Myrtales, Myrtaceae. Gene Ontology annotation, molecular function: ADP binding. The record is from RefSeq and is a predicted model, not a curated record. The transcript has a single exon.